This is a messenger RNA of Cydia strobilella, 2916 nucleotides long. RefSeq names its product collagen alpha-1(IV) chain-like. Bases 1 to 2916 code for a protein of 971 amino acids. The transcript has 11 exons. The record is from RefSeq and is a predicted model, not a curated record. Lineage: Eukaryota; Metazoa; Arthropoda; Insecta; Lepidoptera; Tortricidae.
AUGAAUGACACCACGGAGGAAAACCAGGGAAACCAAGACACCACGGAGGAAAACCAGGGAAACCAAGACACCACGGAGGAAUACCAAGCACUCCAGGACAACCAGGAGGCUCAGGACACCCAGGAGGCCCCGGUACUCCAGAACAACCAGGCGAGCCAGGUGAACCAGGACAACCAGGCUAUCCAGGCACUCCGGGAAGCCCAGGCACUCCAGGAGAACCAGGUCACCCAGGACACCCAGGCACUCCGGGAAGCCCAGGCACUCCGGGUAGCCCAGGCACUCCGGGUAGCCCAGGCGCUCCAGGAGAACCAGGUCACCCAGGAUAUCCAGGACACCCAAGCGGUCCGGGAAGCCCAGGCACUCCGGGUAGCCCAGGCAAUCCAGGAGAACCAGGUCACCCAGGAUAUCCAGGACACCCAGGCACUCCGGGAACCCCAGGCACUCCGGGAAGCCCAGGCACUUCAGGAGAACCAGGUCACCCAGGACAUCCAGGACACCCAGGCACUCCGGGAAGCCCAGGUACUCCGGGAAGCCCAGGCACUCCAGGAGAACCAGGUCACCCAGUACCCACCACAACCACAAGAACCGCAGAGCCCACAAAAACCACAGAAACCACAAGAACCGCAGAGCCCACAAGAACCGCAGAGCCCACAAAAACCACAAGAACCGCAGAACCCACAAAAACCGCAGAAACCACAAAAACCACAACCAAACACUCCAGGGCAGAACCCACAACAAGGCCCAGGUGCUCCAGUAGGAGGACAGCCCCGAAAACCACACACUCCAGGACAGUACCCACCACAACCACAAGAACCGCAGAGUCCACAAGAACCGCAGAGCCCACAAAAACCACAGAAGCCACAAGAACCGCAGAACCCACAAAAACCGCAGAAACCACAAAAACCACAACCAAACACUCCAGGGCAGAACCCACAACAAGGCCCAGGUGCUCCAGUAGGAGGACAGCCCCGAAAACCACACACUCCAGGACAGUACCCACCACAACCACAAGAACCGCAGAGCCCACAAGAACCGCAGAGCCCACAAGAACCGCAGAGCCCACAAGAACCGCAGAGCCCACAAGAACCGCAGAGCCCACAAAAACCACAGAAGCCACAAGAACCGCAGAACCCACAAAAACCACAACCCCCACAAGAACCACAAAAACCGCAGAGCCCACAAGAACCACAGAGCCCACAAGAACCGCAGACCCCACAAAAACCGCAGAAGCCCCAAGAACCGCAGAAACCGCAGAGCCCACAAGAACCGCAGAUCCCACAAAAACCACAGAAGCCACAAGAACCGCAGAACCCACAAAAACCGCAGAAGCCCCAAGAACCGCAGAGCCCAGAAAACCCGCAGAACCCACAACCAAACAUUCCAGGGCAGAACCCACAACAAGGCCCAGGUGCUCCAGGACAACCAGGACAUCCAGGAUACCCAGGCGCUCCGGGUAGCCCAGGUACUCCAGGAACCCCAGGCACUCCGGGAACCCCAGGCACUCCGGGAACCCCAGGCACUCCGGGUAGUCCCGGCACUCCGGAAUGCCCAGGCACUCCAGGAAGCCCAGGCACUCCAGUAGGCCCAGGCACUCCGGGAACCCCAGGCACUCCGGGAACCCCAGGCAUUCCGGGAACCCCAGGCACACCGGGUAGCCCAGGCAUUCCGGGAAGCCCAGGCACUCCGGGAACCCCAGGCACUCCGGUAGGCCCAGGCAUUCCAGGAAGCCCAAGCACUCCGGGAACCCCAGGCACUCCGGGAACCCCAGGCACUCCGGGAACCCCAGGCACUCCGGUAGGCCCAGGCACUCCGGUAGGCCCAGGCACUCCAGGAACCCCAGGCACUCCGGGAACCCCAGGCACACCGGAAACCCCAGGCACUCCGGAAACCCCAGGCACUCCGGAAACCCCAGGCACUCCGGGAACCCCAGGCACUCCCGAAACCCCAGGCACUCCGGAAACCCCAGGCACUCCGGAAACCCCAGCCACUCCGAAAACCCCAGGUACUCCGGGAACCCCAGGCACUCCGGGAACCCCAGGCACUCCGGGAACCCCAGGCACGCCGGGAACCCCAGGCACUCCCGAAACCCCAGGCACUCCGGGAACCGCAGGCACUCCGGGUAGCCCAGGCACUCCGGGAACCCCAGGCACACCGGAAACCCCAGGCACUCCGGAAACCCCAGGCACUCCAGAAACCCCAGGCGCUCCGGGUAGCCCAGGCACUCCGGGAACCCCAGGCACUCCGGGAACCCCAGGCACUCCGGGUACCCCAGGCACUCCGGGAACCCCAGGCACUCCCGAAACUCCAGGCACUCCGGAAACCCCUGGCACUCCGAGAACCCCAGGCACUCCGGUAGUCCCAGGCACUCCGGGAACCCCAGGCACUCCGGGAACCCCAGGCACUCCCGAAACCCCAGGCACUCCGGAAACCCCAGGCACUCCGGGAACCCCAGGCACUCCGGAAACCCCAGGCACUCCGGAAACCCCAGGCACUCCGGAAACCCCAAGCACUCCGGAAACCCCAGGCACUCCGGGAACCCCAGGCACUCCGGGAACCCCAGGCACUCCGGGAACCCCAGGCACUCCGGGAAUACCAGGCACUCCGGAAACCCCAAGCACUCCGGGUAGCCCAAGCACUCCGGAAACCCCAGGCACUCCGGAAACCCCAGGCGCUCCGGGUAGCCCAGGCACUCCGGGAACCCCAGGCACUCCGGGAACCCCAGGCACUCCGGGAACCCCAGGCACUCCGGGAACCCCAGGCACUCCGGGAACCCCAGGCACUCCGGGAAGCCCUGGCACUCCGGGAAAACCAGGUAGACCAGGCAAGCCGGGCCAUGGAAAGGUCUGUGUAUGCUACGACAGCAUCGAAGAUAUCCCACGGAACGUCCGCCGCCAGAUCGGAGUCCAUUUUAAAUAG